AGCCUCCUCAGCCUGCAUCAUGUUCACCAAGAAGAAGAAGUCUCGUAUCCAGAUCUCUGCUCCCUCUAACUUCGAGCACCGCGUGCACACGGACUUUGACGAGCAGGAGCAGAAGUUCGUAGGGCUGCCACGACAAUGGCAGUCGCUCAUCGAGGACACAGCCAAGAGGCCCAAACCGUUCAUCGAUGCCACCGUCAUCACCACGGUGGAGCCACGCAAGACGAUUGUGCGCGGCAGUAAGCUGGGCGUGGACGGCUCUCUGACGUGGCUGCUGGAUGAGUUCGACACCAUGUCCGUGACUCGCUCCAACUCUUUACGGCGGGGCAGCCCCCCCAUCCAGCCCCGCAAAGACUCUAGCUCCUCAGGAGGGGGCGGGCAUGAGAAUGGAGACCCUCACCACAGACACUACACACAGCAGGACAGAGAUAGACCUAGACCGGACCGCCAGCACGGUGAGGGCGACUCCCACCACGGCCCACGAGUGCUCCGUCCCCCCCAGUGGGAGGAGGGAGUCCAGGGCCGGCCCCAGCAGCAGCCCCGGGGCCAGGAGCCAAGCAGGGCCCACAGGGACAAACCGGGCUCCGGGGCCCCCCCGCCCCCCCACAGAGACAGGGAGCCUCGGGACCAGGUGGACCAGUCCAGUGACCACAGGCCCAAGUCCAGCUACGUGGUGCGGGACGGCAGCCCUCAGUCCCCCAGAGACAAGAGACCUCUGUCUGGACCCAACAUCAGGACCCCGAACCUGCCGGUGACAGAGGGGGUGAUGAAGACCGCCCAGCAGACCACACGGCCCUUCAACACUUACCCCAGGACAGACAGCGAGGGGGGACGCAGCCCCACGGGACAGCCGGGGCGUCACCCUGACUCCUCCCCGCAGAACGGGCCCUCCAGCGGCUCCACCCGGGGCUCCUCCAAGCCCCCCAUCAGCCACCCGCACCCCCUGCACACCUCCCACCCCAGCCUGAGCCCCGAGGCCACGCAGCACCCCCACACCCCUCACCCCAACGUCCCGGCCCCACGGCCCCACGCCCCCCCGGCUCCCAUCGCCCAGCAGCAGGGCCGCUCCCCGCAGAGGGAGCCGCAGAGGGUUUCACAUGAGCAGUUCAGGGCGGCGCUGCAGAUGGUGGUAGACCCCGGGGACCCCCGCACCUACCUGGACCACUACAUUAAGAUUGGGGAGGGGUCCACGGGGAUCGUUUGCAUCGCCACGGUGAAGACCACCGGGAAACUGGUCGCCGUCAAGAAGAUGGACCUGAGGAAGCAGCAGCGCCGAGAGCUGCUCUUCAACGAGGUGGUGAUCAUGCGGGACUACCACCAUGAGAACGUAGUGGAGAUGUACAACAGCUACCUGGUGGGAGACGAGCUGUGGGUGGUGAUGGAGUUCCUGGAGGGAGGAGCACUGACCGACAUCGUCACACACACCAGGAUGAACGAGGAGCAGAUCGCCACCGUGUGUCUGUCCGUCCUGAAGGCGCUGUCUGUCCUGCACACACAGGGAGUGAUCCACAGAGACAUCAAGAGUGACUCCAUCCUGCUGACACAUGAUGGCCGCGUGAAGCUGUCAGACUUUGGGUUCUGUGCCCAGGUGUCUAAGGAGGUCCAGAGGAGGAAGUCUCUCGUGGGGACUCCGUACUGGAUGGCCCCGGAGCUCAUCUCCAGACUGCCUUACGGCCCCGAGGUGGACAUCUGGUCUCUGGGUGUCAUGGUGAUUGAGAUGGUGGAUGGAGAGCCGCCGUACUUCAACGAGCCACCGCUCAAAGCCAUGAAGAUGAUCAGAGACAACUUGCCCCCCAAACUGAAGAACCUGCACAAGGUGUCCCCCCUGCUGAAGGGCUUCCUGGACAGGAUGUUGGUGCGUGACCCGGCCCAGAGGGCGUCGGCCAGCGAGCUGCUGAAACAUGCCUUCCUGACUAAGGCGGGGCCGCCGUCCUGCAUCGUCCCCCUGAUGAGACAGAACAGGAUGAGAUGAGACACCAGGAGACACUAGGACGCCCUGCAGCGCCGCAGCUUCACACGAAUCAGAAUACUCCUGCACACAGAGCGGCGACACAUGGUCAGAGGUCAGGGGUCAGAGGGCACGCCUGCAGGUGUGCAGGAGUAUUCUCUCUGUCUGCUGUCAAUCACUGAACUACAGGCAACAAGGCUGAGUGUGAGUGUGAGUGUGAGUGUGAAUGAGUGAGUGAGUGAGUGAGUGAGUGAGUGAGUGAGUGAGUGAGUGAGUGAGUGAGUGAGUGAGUGAGUGAGUGAGUGAGUGAGUGAGUGAGUGAGUGAGAGUGUGUGUGUGUGUGUGUGUGUGUGUGUGAGUGUGUGUGUGUGUUGCCUGUCAGCUGUUUUUAGUGAUUAUUUUAUUAUUUUAUCUUCAGACUGAAAUUUGUGACAGUUUUUAUUUCGUGGAGUUUUGGGUUUUGGGGGUUUUUGCACAGCAGGACUCUGAGGGAGUGAAGGAGCCUUCAGCCCCGCGGCACCACAUUGAUACUCACUACAAAGACUCAGAGACUCACUACAAAGACUCAGAGACUCACUACAAAGACUCAGAGACUCACUAUGAACACUCAGACUGUAACUACUGAGACUCUAUAAGUGCUUCACUGAGUCAAAGGUAAACACUGGAGUUGUGGUUUUUUAAUGGAUGAAUUUUUCUCUUUUUCUUUAUUUUCCGUGUCAGAACGAUGAACAUAGAGAGAUAUAUCACUUCUGAUGUUUCUGUGAUUGUUUUAUGAUUAUAAUGAUUCUUCUGGUUUGUUUUAGAGAUGUGAUGAAGCUGCACUUCACUUAUUACACACUACUAUUACUACUGUCUGACUCUGUUAUAGACAAUACACCUUCAGACUGAACACA
Molecule: messenger RNA, 2838 nt
Organism: Centropristis striata (black sea bass)
Lineage: Eukaryota; Metazoa; Chordata; Actinopteri; Perciformes; Serranidae
Gene: pak4
Product: p21 protein (Cdc42/Rac)-activated kinase 4
Exons: 10
Coding region: 20-1969 (649 amino acids)
Biological process (GO): intracellular signal transduction; regulation of MAPK cascade; protein phosphorylation
Cellular component (GO): cytoplasm
Molecular function (GO): protein serine/threonine kinase activity; ATP binding
Source: RefSeq, a predicted model, not a curated record